Messenger RNA from Equus quagga, 1796 nucleotides. RefSeq names its product Tu translation elongation factor, mitochondrial (gene TUFM). Gene Ontology annotation, biological process: mitochondrial translational elongation. Lineage: Eukaryota; Metazoa; Chordata; Mammalia; Perissodactyla; Equidae. The transcript is spliced from 10 exons. Gene Ontology annotation, molecular function: GTP binding; translation elongation factor activity; GTPase activity. Bases 244 to 1599 code for a protein of 451 amino acids. The record is from RefSeq and is a predicted model, not a curated record. Gene Ontology annotation, cellular component: mitochondrion.
CAGGUCCAAGUGCGUUAUAGACAGCUUGUCCAUCCUUCCCCGCCCGCGAGAUACCAGCACCUUCCAUGACGUCUCUGUCCUGUGCCCGGAAGUCGGCGGAGAUGACCAUGAAAACUGGUGGCUAGAGGGGCCCACACUUUCCCUCCCAGCCCUCACUUCCGCCGGAAGUGGCCUCCGGUCUCAAGUGCCCUUUCCUUGUUGCACGCGCCAACCCCGGCUGCUUGGGGUGCGAGUACGACCACCAUGGCGGCCGCCACCCUGCUGCGCGCGCCUCUCUUCAGCGGUCUCGGCGCCGGCCCAACCCCGCUACUGCAGGGUCUGUUGCGGCCGCUGAAGGUCCCAGCACUGUCCCACUUGUGUCGCGGCCUGGCCGUGGAGGCCAAGAAGACCUAUGUGCGCGACAAGCCCCAUGUGAACGUGGGUACCAUCGGCCAUGUGGACCACGGCAAGACCACACUGACCGCUGCCAUCACUAAAAUUUUAGCUGAGGGAGGUGGAGCCAAGUUUAAGAAAUAUGAGGAGAUUGACAAUGCCCCGGAGGAGCGAGCCCGUGGUAUCACAAUCAAUGCGGCACAUGUGGAGUACAGCACUGCUGCCCGCCACUAUGCCCACACAGACUGUCCGGGUCACGCAGAUUACGUUAAGAAUAUGAUCACAGGCACCGCUCCCCUCGACGGCUGCAUCCUGGUGGUGGCAGCCAAUGAUGGCCCCAUGCCCCAGACCAGAGAGCACUUACUGCUGGCCAAGCAGAUUGGAGUAGAACACGUUGUGGUGUAUGUGAAUAAGGCAGAUGCUGUCCAGGACUCUGAGAUGGUGGAGCUAGUUGAGCUGGAGAUCCGAGAACUACUCACUGAGUUUGGCUACAAAGGGGAGGAGACCCCUGUCAUCGUAGGCUCUGCCCUCUGUGCCCUCGAGCAACGUGACCCUGAGCUAGGCGUGAAGUCUGUGCAGAAGCUGCUGGACGCUGUGGACACCUACAUCCCAGUGCCUACCAGGGACCUGGAGAAGCCUUUCUUGCUGCCUGUAGAGUCAGUUUACUCUAUCCCUGGCCGGGGCACAGUGGUGACAGGUACACUAGAGCGUGGCAUUUUGAAAAAGGGAGACGAGUGUGAGUUCCUGGGACACAGCAAGAACAUUCGCACUGUGGUGACAGGCAUUGAGAUGUUCCAUAAGAGCCUAGAGAGGGCAGAGGCAGGUGACAACCUUGGGGCCCUGGUCCGAGGCUUGAAGCGGGAGGACUUGAGGCGAGGCCUGGUCAUGGCCAAGCCAGGUACCAUCCAACCUCACCAGAAAGUGGAGGCACAGGUUUACAUCCUCAGCAAGGAGGAAGGUGGCCGUCACAAGCCCUUUGUAUCCCACUUCAUGCCCGUCAUGUUCUCCCUGACUUGGGACAUGGCCUGUCGUGUCAUUUUGCCUCCAGGGAAGGAGCUUGCCAUGCCUGGGGAGGAUCUAAAGCUCAGCUUAAUCUUGCGGCAGCCAAUGAUCUUAGAAAAAGGCCAGCGUUUCACCCUGCGAGAUGGCAACCGGACCAUCGGCACCGGUCUUGUCACUGACACGCCAACCAUGACUGAGGAGGACAAGAACAUCAAGUGGAGUUGAGUCUGGACCUCUGCUCAGGCUCUCUUGUGUUCAGGGCUGCACUGGUCAGUGUUCUCUCCUUCUGGUGCCCCCCCUUCCCAGGGCACAGGCUGCAACCCAGCAUAGUGCAGCUAGACUGACACUUUCCCUGGUCAGAAGGGGCCACAUGGCCUGCCAGGUGAGGUAGGUCAAUAAACUGUUCUGUGAAUAGUAAACUA